This is a messenger RNA of Helobdella robusta, 3330 nucleotides long. RefSeq lists its product as hypothetical. Bases 1 to 3330 code for a protein of 1109 amino acids. The record is from RefSeq and is a predicted model, not a curated record. The transcript has 4 exons. Lineage: Eukaryota; Metazoa; Annelida; Clitellata; Rhynchobdellida; Glossiphoniidae.
AUGGCGGUCGGCAAAGAAGAAGAGGAAGAAGAUGACAAUGAUGGUGACGGUGAUCAUGAUGUGGAUGUAGUAGUAGCAGCUAAAAUGAUGACUAUUACUACGGCCGUUUCUGCUACUAGUAGUACAACUACUACAGCUACUGUAGCUACUACUACUACUGCUGCUGCUACUGAUACUACUACACUUGCGACUACUACUAUUACUACUGCUGCAACCUUGCAGUCGUCAUCAUCAUCAUUGCAUUCCAGUGUGAUAUCGCCAUCGUCAUUAGCAGCAACCACAACAUCGUCAUCAUCAUUAACGGAAGUACAAAAAAGUAUCAACUUCAUCCACAAAACCAUCAACGCCACAUUAACUACUUCUGCUCAUCUCCAGCCAAUCACAGCGCAGGACGACAUUUCCUCUUCUCCCAUUGGUUGCAACGUUAUUACAGCACCGUCAUCACUCAAAAAAGACCCAAGCGAUGAUAACGAUAACGAUUUGAACGUUGACGACUACGCGGACGAUGACGUCAUAACCGCUGGCGGUGAUGAUGAUGAUGGGGGUAGUAGUGCCAGGGGAGGGAACUUCACCCCGAGCAAAAGUAGUAGUAGUGAGGUUUUUAAAGCCCAUGACGGAAGCGUCGAGAAGGAAAUCGCCGAUGUCGCCACUGCCAGUCUUGAUGAUGAUGAUGUCGCCAAGGGUGGUCCUGAUGAUGAUGUCGCCAAGGGUGGCCCUGAUGAUGAUGUCGCCAAGGAAAUCGCGACUGGCGUGGCGGACAUUGCGAAAAAUGUGAUGAGAAAUGACGACGAUGGUGGGUAUGGUGAUGAGGAUCAGGUUAAAAUCUGUGAUGAAGUUGAUAAAAAAGAUGAUGUAGGCGGUGAAAAUGUAGUUAAAAAUGAUGACAAGCUUGAGAAUGUUGACGAAAGAACUAAAAUCUGUGAUAAAACAAGUGACGAAAUUGAUAGUAACGUGAUUCCGGACUGUGAUAAACCCGAAAAUGAUGAUGAAGUGAGUAAAAUUUGUGAUGAAGGUGCUGGAAUUCUGAUAAUGGAUGAUAAAAAACUUGAAAUUGGUGACGAUAUGAUUAAAAUUUGCAACGAGAAUGCAGACAAGGAGGGCGCAGAUGUCAUAAGACAGGACGACAAAUCAGCUAGCGAUAGUAGAAUAACAAAAACCUGUGGUGAAUAUCAUCGUAGAGACCUUAAAAAUGUGAUAACUCGUGCUGAUAAACCAGUGAAUGAUGACAUAAAUGUGAUAAUACAUAGUAAACUAACUAACGGGGAGGAAAUGACAAAAAUCUCCAACGUAGAUGAUGAUAAAGACGAUAAACAUGUGAUAAAUGAUCAUGAUAAGCCGCUAUGUGAUGAUGAAGAGGCAAAAAAUGUGAUGAAACAUGAAGAUAAGCCAGUGAGUAACGAAGAAAUUUACAAAACUUACAUUGAAACUGACGAUGCAUGCUAUAAAAAUGUGGAUGAACAUGGCGAUAAACCACUAAGUGAUGACAAACUGGCGAAAACUCGUGAUGAAACUGAUGAUAAAGACUUGAGAAAUGCGAUAAAACUUGAUGACAACCGGCAAAGCCAUCAGCUUCCGUCGCUGAUUUCAUUCCAGGAUAAUGUUUCCAAAUUCUCACCUAUGGUCAUGCAUCACACUGAAAUCGUUAAAAUUGGCGAAACGAAAAUUGACCACAGCGAUGACGACGACGAUGAUAAGAAGGGUAAUGAUGCAACCAAAGAUUCAAAUAAAGAUGACCUAUUGAUAAACUUUUACGAUGACGUCACGUCAGCACUUUCGUACCAAAGAUCCAAAAACGUUUUCACCGUUGAUACAGAUGGUGGUGAUGACGACGACGAUGAUGAAAAAGAUAAAUUCGUUACUGAUAAUGAUAUUGCCAGCAGUGCUUCAAAUAUCCAGAAUAAUAUAAAUAAUAAAACCAACAAUGGUAAUGGCGAUAGUAACGCUAGCACGAAACACGGUGAUGAUGAUGAUGAUGAUGAUGAUGAGGAUGGCAAUGAUGAUAAUGGUGCUGAUCUAAAUAAUGAUGAUGAUGUUUUAGGCGUUGCUGAUAAUGAUUACGCAGUUAUUGAUGUUAAAAAUGGUGGUGGUGGUGAUUAUGAUGGAGUUAAAAUUAACAAUGUUUUCUGUAAGGUUCUAGAUGACGAUGAUGAAGACGACGACCAUCACCAUCAUUACCAUCUCGAGGGUAUUAGUAAUGAUUACAAAAAUUACAGUGAUGAUGCUGGUGGUAAGAAAAAAGGUGAUGAUGAUGAUGAUGACGAUAAUGACGUCAUCGCUAGUGAAAACAAAAACGAACACUGGACUCUGAGCAUAGAUAAGACUACUACCAUUCUUACCACUACUACUACUACUACUACUACUACUACUACUACUACUACUACUACUACUACUACUACUACUACCACUACUACUACUGCUGCUGCUGCUGUGGCUACUACUACAACUACGGGUAUUGAUAAUGGUAAUAAAAAACGUGGUAAUGAUGACGAUAAUGAAGUUGAUGACUUCACCGGAGGUGCUGAUAAUGAUGCUUCAGUUGUUGGCGCCAAUAGUAAUGAUGAUAAUAGUAUCGUCGCCGAGUGUGGCGAAAUUGGCGUUAGACGUUUUGAUAACGAUGACGAUGACGCAAUCGGAAGUACUGGUAAGGACCCUAAUGUUAUUGGUGGAAAUGAUAAUGACGUAAUUGGCGGCGGUACUGAUGACGAUCUCGUGAAUUUCGCGGCUAAGUCGAUGGUGUCUGUUUGCAUGGAGCAUGUUAAAAACUCCAGCCUGGCGUUGAAUUCUGAAAAAAAUUCAGCGGAGCCAAAUUUGGCCUUGAAUCGUGAGGAUGAUGAUGAUGAUGACGAUGGAAAAAUAGAAGUUAAUGACGAUUAUGGUAAUGAUGUUGGCGGCAAUAGUAGCGAUCAUUCAAAUCGUCACCACCAUGGCCACAACCAGCAGCAGCAGCAGCAGAAGGAGAAUUUAAAUUCGGAAAAUUUGAUUCGUGUAAUGAAGAUUGCCAAGAAGUCAAUCGUUGUUGGUGGGGGGGAUCUAAAUGAUGAUGAUGAUGGUGAUGAUAAUGAUAAUGUGAAUGAUGAUAACGAUAAACCCGGGAAAACCCUCGACUAUGAUUGCAUGGGCAACAAUUCGGUAUCCCCUAGUACCGAUACCGUCAAGCAAGUAAAACAAUUCCGAAACGAGACGGUGCUGCACGAACCGGUUUCGAUAGCCGAACCGAUAACACCGAUGAUACCGAGACAACCUGGAUCGCAUAUAACCGGUGAAAUAAUAUUGACAUCACUUCAAGAAGAAUGGAAGGAAGAACCGGCAUAUAUAGAAGUCAAAAACUAA